AUGAUCAGAGAUAAAUUGAAACAGGCACAGAGUUGUCAGAAGAGCUAUUAUGAUCACAAGCAUCGACCUUUGGAGUUUGCAGAGGGUGAACAUGUCUUUGUGAGGUUGUCACCUGUGACAGGUGUGGGGCGUGCUCUUAGAGUAAGGAAGUUGAGUCCCAGGUUUAUCGGUCCCUAUCAGAUAAUCAAGAGGGUGGGACCCAUUGCUUAUCAGCUUUCCUUGCCUCCACAGUUAGCUAGUAUUCAUGUCGUGUUCCAGUUUCGGAGAUAUGUUCGGGAUGAGUCCCAUGUUGUGCAGCCUGACGAGAUUCAGAUACAAGAGAAUUUAUAG
Gastrolobium bilobum is the source of this 330-nucleotide messenger RNA. RefSeq lists its product as uncharacterized. The record is from RefSeq and is a predicted model, not a curated record. Lineage: Eukaryota; Viridiplantae; Streptophyta; Magnoliopsida; Fabales; Fabaceae. Bases 1 to 330 code for a protein of 109 amino acids. The transcript has a single exon.